UCAAUUUAAUUACAUGAUGUUUAUCUUACGUUUUUAAAUAUGUUUUUAUUUAUAAGCUUCAAUAAUAUUUUCUUAUGCAUGAUACAUAAUAUUUGGACACAAAUAUUUAAAAUGUAAAGUCUUAACAUAAAUCCAUUUUGUGUCAGUUUUAUCUUUUCUUAAUUAUGUAUAAUUAUAUGUACUUCAUUUUAUUAAUCUCCUCACAUUAUGUUUCACCAUGUCUUUCAAGUUUUCUUUCAGUUAAAGAAAAAAUGUAUAUGGAUAUUAAGGCAGAUAACCCUUGUUUUCUCAGAUUAAAUGGUACAAAUAAAGUUGGAUGUACAUCUUCUAGGUUUGGAAACGUUGGUACAUUACAUUUAAUAUCUAAUUUAACUGAUUUAAAUUGGUUGCUUAAUUAUGGAGUAUUUUCUCCUUAUAUUAUUGCAUUAACUCCAAAAAUGUUCAAUAGAGAUACUUUAAAAAAAAUUGAAUUGAGUGAUCAAAAGAUCAAUGGUGUACUUUUGUUAAUAAAUGGCACAUAUGACAAAGUUAUUGCUAAUGAUAAGUUACAAAUGAUGGGAUUUAGUCCAGAAGAUAUUUGUCCUAAUCGUGUAUCGUCUAGUACUCAUUGCCCUUCAACACUUCCUUGGAAUCCAUUUGGCUCUGGUAUAUUGUUAGAAGGAUGGGAUUUUCCCAUAUUUGUUAUAAAUGACAUAGAAACUAUAAAAGAAAUUCAAAAUUGUUUUCAAAACUAUAACCUACCUUCAAAAGAUCAAAGUGGGGGAUCCUUAUGUUCUUUAGAAUUAAAAUCACAUAUGUAUGCUGCUGUUGAUUCAAAAACUUGUAUGAGACGUACUCUUUUAUCAUAUCAAAACAUAAGACCAAUAAAAUUUUGUGAUCCAUUGGGUGAUAAGAAUAUACAUUGGACUUUAAAAGAAUUUGAACCUAAUGUUUUAAAUAAUUCUUUGGCUGUUAUUGCAGUUCGUUUAGAUGCCACUUCAAUGUUUCAAGGUUUAGCCCCUGGAGCAUUAUCUACGGCUACAUCAAUAGUAACACUAUUAGCUACAGCAAAAUUUAUUUCUGAAAUUCUUCCUUAUAAUAUUUCCAAAAAUUAUUCUAAAAAUGUUAUGUUUAUACUAUUCAAUGGAGAGGCUUAUGAUUACAUUGGGUCAAGUAGAGUUUUAUAUGAUAUGUCCAAAAAUGAAUUCCCAAAUGAUUUGAUUAAACUUCAGAUGCAUCAUAUUGAUCUUUAUAUUGAACUAUCUCAAUUACACUAUGAUAAAGAAAUAGUAUUUCAUCGUUUAACAAAAUACAAUGCUAGUGACAGUAUUUAUAACUUUAUGGAUGAUUUUGAAAAUGUUCUGAGUAGCAAAGGGUUUAAGGUUCUAAAAUCAGGUAAUUCUGCUAUACCACCUGCAUCUAUUCAUUCAUUUUUAAAAGUUAAUCCUCAAUUUCCUGGUUUGGUAUUAGCUGGUUAUAGAGAUCAAUAUAAAAAUUUAUUUUAUCAUAGUAUUAUGGAUGAUUCUGAUAAUAUAAAUUAUUCUAACGCAGAAAUUUCAAAUACUUUAGCUAAUAUAUCAGAAUCACUUGGUACUUACCUCUAUAAGUUUGUAACAAAUACUACUUAUAAUGGUAAUGCACAUGUACAUUCAGAAUAUAUAAAAGAAUUACUAUAUUGCUACACAAAAUCUAUUAAUUGUACAGAAUUUCAAUCAUUAACUUCUCCAAUAUCUUUGGCUGAUACUCCUCCAAAUUAUUAUAUUAGCGUAGACUUAUUUACUAAUCCUAUAACUAGUUUAACUAGAUUAUUACUUUCUUCUUUUGGGAGUUUAAAAAUCGAUAAUGUUUUUAAUGAAGAAGACUGCAAUACUUAUACAUCUAAACAGGGAUUUUCAUCAAUUUGGUUAAGAGGAAAAUAUAACGCUUGUUAUUUAACUACUUCUAAUUAUAGUGAAGCUGUAAGUCCAGCAUUCAUUAUUUCAGAUUAUGAUUUAUCAUCACAUGAAUUUUCAACAUGGACAGAGUCAGUAUGGCAUGAAGUACAAAUCCGCAUGUUUUUAAAACAAUCAUUCCAAAUGCAGAUUGUAAUAUUAGUUUUGGGGAUUUCCAUAUUUUUGAUAUCUUUUAUAAUUAUUCAUCGAGUAAAUUCUCAAUCAGACUCUUAUUUUUAUUACCAAGAAUCCAGUUCAGUAACCAGCUGUUGAUCCUAUGAUUACAACCAAUACUACUACAAUUAACUGUGAUUAAUUUAUAUUCAACAUUUGAAAUUUACUAAAUAAAUUAGCUAUUAACCUUAUUACUAAUGUAAAAUAUAAAAGUAAUUUUUAAAAAUAACAAUCAAUUUUUUUUAAAUAUAAUAAAUUCAUUUAUUUAUCAGCCAGUACAAA
Daktulosphaira vitifoliae (grape phylloxera) is the source of this 2366-nucleotide messenger RNA. It is a transcript of the gene Nct, whose product is annotated as nicastrin. Bases 165 to 2183 code for a protein of 672 amino acids. The transcript has 13 exons. Gene Ontology annotation, cellular component: membrane. The record is from RefSeq and is a predicted model, not a curated record. Gene Ontology annotation, biological process: protein processing; Notch receptor processing. NCBI's taxonomy places the organism in Eukaryota, Metazoa, Arthropoda, Insecta, Hemiptera, Phylloxeridae.